UUGAAAUACAAGCCGGCGCAAUAUCCGAAUCAUGAGAAUCUUGAAUACUGUCUCAUCUUCUUAGACUAUUUAUCUUUCCUCAUACUUAUCUUCCAAAGCAACAACAACCCCCUAAUCAAACCCUAGCAAAAACAAAAGGGGUGAACACCCAAAAACCUGUAGUCAUCUCCAUGUCUCUAGACUCUCACAUGGAGAAGGUUCUUUGGACCGAGGACCAGAUUCAGGACCGAGUGGCCCAGAUUGCCUCUCAAAUAACCCACGAUUUCAGGGCAGCUCCCCACCCUCCUCUCAUUGUGGGAGUUGCCACCGGCGCUUUCUUGUUCUUAGCCGAUCUUGUCAGGCGCAUCCACCUCCCCAUCUCGGUUGACUUGGUUCGAGCUCAAUCUUAUGGCUUCGCUACUCUCUCUAAUGGAGCUCCCACCAUUUCCCUUGACUUGAAGCUUGACGUUAAGGGUAAACACGUCGUUUUGGUUGAGGAUAUUGUAGAUACAGGAUGCACUUUAUCCUAUCUCAUUGGACACUUGGAAUCAAAAGGAGCAUCCUCUGUAUCUGUCUGCACUUUUCUUGAUAAACCAGCAAGAAGGAAGGUUGAUAUUGAGCUAGUUGGUGAUGGAAAGUUCUACAAGGGAUUUGAGAAGCACCCCUGUACCCCAAGGGAGUCCAGGGAGAUCUGACCAUGCCCAGCCAGCCUGAGAGAAAGGAAAAGUUGAAACCAAGAUGUCCAGAUUAUUUCGUUGUUGGUUAUGGAAUGGACUUUGCGGAACUAUAUAGGAACUUGCCUUAUGUUGGUGUCUUGAAGCCUGAACACUACAAGUGAUUUGAUUUAUCUCUGGCAUUUUGAGUAGAUGUAGAACAGUUCAGGUCAUUUAGGAUUCAAGAAGCAGCCACAUGAUAAUGUUGAAUUUAAAGAGUCUAAACCAUUGGUAUUAGCAUGGAGUAUAAGAUUUGGCAUUACUUAUUUUAGAAGCCAAAGUGAUUGUAACCAAAGAAAGGAAAAAGCCAAAGUGAUUUAUAGGAAGAACAAAAGAUGUCUCUUGCACAUUCACUUAUAUAGGUUUUUGCCAAUUUUAUUUGCUGAGUUCUA
This is a messenger RNA of Theobroma cacao (cacao), 1084 nucleotides long. It is a transcript of the gene HGPT, whose product is annotated as Hypoxanthine-guanine phosphoribosyltransferase. Gene Ontology annotation, molecular function: hypoxanthine phosphoribosyltransferase activity; magnesium ion binding. NCBI's taxonomy places the organism in Eukaryota, Viridiplantae, Streptophyta, Magnoliopsida, Malvales, Malvaceae. Gene Ontology annotation, cellular component: cytosol. The record is from RefSeq and is a predicted model, not a curated record. Gene Ontology annotation, biological process: guanine salvage; GMP salvage; hypoxanthine metabolic process.